AUGGAGCACUACGAGCCUAUAGCCACAGAACAGAGAAUUCUGUGUGCUUCAUGUGGAACUGUCAUUGCCCCAAAUCCUGCAAAUCUAUGUGUCAAUUGCAUACGAAACUCGGUAGAUGUCUCGGAAGGCAUCCCAAAGCAAGCCAUAGUCCAUUUCUGUCGAAACUGCAAUCGCUACCAACAACCGCCCCAGGGCUGGAUUCAAUGCGAACUAGAGUCCAGAGAACUACUGGCUUUAUGUUUAAAGAAACUACGUGGUCUGAGUAAAGUGAGACUCGUCGACGCCGGCUUUAUAUGGACUGAACCACAUUCAAGGAGAAUCAAGCUCAAGCUGACUAUCCAAAAAGAAGUAUUCGCAUCAACCAUACUGCAACAAGUGUUUGUUGUAGAAUUCACUGUCUUGGGUACUCAAUGCGACGAGUGUACUCGAGUUGCUGCUCAAUUGACCUGGAAGGCUUGUGUACAAGUACGACAAAAGGUUAAUCACAAAAGAACCUUCCUCUACUUGGAACAACUGAUAUUAAAACAUAAUGCACACAACCAUACCACAAACAUUAAAGAAGUCAAAGAUGGUCUAGAUUUCUUUUAUGGAAGACGUGAAAAUGCUCUCAGAAUGGUCGAAUUCCUUCAAGCUGUGAUACCGGUCAAGAUCAAGCAAUCAGAAGAAUUGAUUUCAUCUGACAAGAAAUCAAACGUUGCCAACUUUAAAUACUCGUACUCCGUCGAAAUCGUACCUAUUUGUCGUGAUGAUUUGGUUUGUCUACCCUACAAAUCUGCUAGACAACUAUCUGAUAUAAGUCCUUUGGUAUUAUGUCAUCGUGUGGGAUCAAAUAUCAACUUGCUUGAUCCGAAUACACUGAAAAUCGUGGAAAUGAGAACAACGCAAUAUUGGGACUCCCCUUUCUCUGCAUUAUGUGAUGCCAAGGAUUUAGUAGAGUUUUAUGUCAUUGACGUUCAACAAGAACGUGUUAGGAAUGGCAAGUACGGACUAGCAACAGUAGAAGUAGCAUUAACAAACGACCUCUCAACAACAUAUGUCAUCCGCACACAUCUCGGCAACCUCUUUAGAGCAGGCGACCACGCUCUAGGCUACUAUCUCGUAAACACCAACUUCAACAACCCAAACUGGGACGACUUGUCGUCUCGCACCCAACAAUUGCCCGACGUGAUUCUAGUCAGGAAAUCUUAUCCAGCACGCAAAGCACGAGGCAAAGCGAGUCGAAACUGGAAGCUCAAGCAACUUGAUAAAGAGGUCGAUGAUGCUAAAGCUGGUGGUAAAAUUGAUAAAGCUAGAGCUGAAGCUGACUAUGAAUUGUUUUUGAGGGAUUUGGAAGAGGAUGCAGAGUUGAGAGGGAUGGUUAAUUUGUAUAAAGCUCCUGUGCGUAUCACACCUAAAAAGACCAACGUCAAAACUGGCAUGGAAACAGAUGAUGUUGUUGACCCAACCAGCACCAUACCACAACAGCAACCUUUACCAGAUGCCAUGGAUGAAGACAUGGAUGAAGAUUAUGGAGAUGAUGGUGAAAUGCCUGAAAUUUCACUCGAAGAGUUGUUGGAUGAUAUGGAUGCCAUGACACUUGAUGAGCCAGUGGAGAAUCAAGGUGUUGGUGAGGUCGAUGGAGAGGGAGAAGAUGAUGAAGAGGAUGAUGAUGACCUAUAG
This is a messenger RNA of Synchytrium microbalum, 1659 nucleotides long. RefSeq lists its product as uncharacterized. The record is from RefSeq and is a predicted model, not a curated record. The transcript has 8 exons. Gene Ontology annotation, biological process: ribosomal large subunit export from nucleus. NCBI's taxonomy places the organism in Eukaryota, Fungi, Chytridiomycota, Chytridiomycetes, Synchytriales, Synchytriaceae. The coding region runs from base 1 to 1659 and encodes 552 amino acids. Gene Ontology annotation, molecular function: ribosomal large subunit binding. Gene Ontology annotation, cellular component: cytoplasm; nucleus.